ACCACCAAAUGUUUUUAUUUGACUUUGAAGUUUUAACCUCACUUUGCGAUUUUACUAUUUGCGGUAUUCAGGAAUUAGAAAACCAUGGUGUGUAACGCAAGCUCAGUUCGCCAGCAAUUGGCGAACAUUAUUAACUCUGGCGGCUCCCAUAAAGAUCAAGCGGAAAAGUACCGUUUUAUGUUGGAAUCAAUUCUGGCCGAUGCCGGUACGGAGUUGGUCGAUUGUUUGCAAAUUUUCAUCGAAGCCAUCGUAAAUGAAAACGUCAGUUUAGUGAUAUCACGCCAAAUACUCACCGACGUAAGUUCACAUCUCGUUAAGUUACCAGAUGACAUUUCUCGCGCCGUUUCGCAUUACACCUUGGAGAAAGUUCAACCGAGAGUUAUUUCGUUUGAGGAACAAGUCGCCAGUAUACGUCAGCAUUUGGCCGACAUUUACGAGAGGAAUCAAAAUUGGAGGGAGGCAGCUGGAGUUUUGGUCGGUAUUCCGUUGGAAACUGGUCAAAAGCAGUAUACUGUCGAUUAUAAGUUGGAGACUUACUUGAAGAUAGCGCGACUGUACCUCGAAGACGACGAUCCUGUACAAGCGGAAGCUUUCAUUAAUCGAGCUUCGCUGCUGCAGGCAGAAUCGAAAAAUGAGCAACUGCAAAUCUAUUACAAAGUGUGCUACGCGAGAGUGUUAGAUUAUCGUCGAAAGUUCAUCGAGGCCGCCCAGAGAUACAACGAGCUGUCGUACCGUAACAUUAUUCACGAAGAUGAACGAAUGACAGCACUGCGCAAUGCUCUUAUAUGUACAGUGUUAGCAUCGGCGGGCCAGCAACGUUCCAGAAUGUUGGCAACACUGUUUAAGGACGAACGCUGCCAACAAUUACCGGCCGUCUCGAUCUUGGAAAAGAUGUAUUUGGAUCGUAUAAUUCGACGCAGCGAACUGAAAGAGUUCGAGGCUUUACUUCAGCCGCAUCAAAAGGCAACUACAGUGGAUGGUUCCACUAUACUCGAUAGAGCAGUUAUUGAGCACAAUUUGUUGUCGGCCAGCAAGUUGUACAACAACAUUACGUUUGAAGAGUUGGGGGCGUUGUUGGAGAUACAUCCAUUAAAAGCGGAAAAAAUUGCCAGUCAGAUGAUCACAGAAGGGAGAAUGAACGGAUAUAUUGAUCAGAUUGAUACAAUUGUUCAUUUUGAAACACGUGAAAUGCUUCCACAAUGGGAUAAACAAAUUCAAUCUCUCUGCUACCAGGUGAAUUCGAUCAUCGAGCUAAUAUCAAAAACUCAGCCUGAUUGGAUAAUAAAAGUAAUGGAAGAACAGAUGGUACACUAAUUUAAUUUUUUAUUUAUAACUUGUAUUGUUUAAAUGAUAUUUAAAUAAAUGUUCGUUCGGCAAUAGUGUGAGUUUGUUGCUUGCCUCCGGAACGCAUACAAGAAAAACAUUUGGAAAA
Molecule: messenger RNA, 1432 nt
Organism: Photinus pyralis (common eastern firefly)
Lineage: Eukaryota; Metazoa; Arthropoda; Insecta; Coleoptera; Lampyridae
Gene: CSN4
Product: COP9 signalosome complex subunit 4
Exons: 5
Coding region: 85-1314 (409 amino acids)
Cellular component (GO): cytosol; COP9 signalosome
Source: RefSeq, a predicted model, not a curated record